AUGAAACAUAAUAACAAACAAGUCGGAUCCGUUUCUGAAACAGGUACAACCCGAACCGACUUUGAAUUUCCCACCGGUGUUUUAACUGAACUACCAAACGACGUCGUUUUGUUCGGAAAAGUUAUAACACGCAAAACAGAACCGCAAACAAGAAAAGAGAACGCGGUUGUUCCCGGAAUUCGAUCACCGUCCGGCAAGGAAAGCCGGUGCCGGAGAAGUGGUAGUGAGAGGAAGAGAUAUACAGGUAUAUUUGGGAUGGUGAAGUUUCCGUUACAAAUGGAACUGAGUGAUAUUAAGAUGAGGCAAGAGCGUAAGGAGCCGGUGCCGCUUCCGAAGUUUAUGUCGAAAGAGGACGGCGGUGGAGAGAGCUGUUGGGAAAUGGUCCGGCCGUUGCGGCGGCGGGGAACUAUUAUCAGUGCUUUGAAGGCUUCGUUUGGAUGCAUUCAUAUAAAAUUUUUAUAA
This is a messenger RNA of Vicia faba (fava bean), 462 nucleotides long. The record is from the annotation of a GenBank genome assembly. Lineage: Eukaryota; Viridiplantae; Streptophyta; Magnoliopsida; Fabales; Fabaceae.